UCUAACAUGCUAAUCUAUAUUUUGUGUUCAGGAGAACACCUGGAGAAAGUACAUUGCUCCCAAGGGAGUUGUUACCCCUAAAGGACGGAGAAGUCACACUGCGAUCGUGUUCCAAGACUCUAUGUACAUCUACGGAGGAUAUCAGGACUUACGAGGUUCAACAUCAGAGCUCUGGGCCUUUCAUUUCUCUAGUGAAACCUGGCAUCUAGUUUCCCAAGGGGGAAAUGUAGAUGGACCACCAGCUAGGCACAGGCAUUCUGCAGUUUUGCAUGACUCCGCAAUGUGGGUGUUUGGAGGUAUGACAGAUUUACAAGAGAGGGCAGAUUUUUGGAAAUUUGAUUUCAUUUCCCGUAUGUGGAGACCAGUACGGAGUAAACCUGGACCUGGCUGUCUCCACUCCCAUGCUGGAGUCAAGUUUCUCAACUCUCUUCUCCUCUUUGGAGGAGAGAGGGAGGGACAAACUCUCAAUGAACUCUGGAAAUUUCAUUUUGCAACGGAGUAUUGGGAGAAGCUAACCCCUGCUACAAUUAAACCUCAACCUAGAGCUCAGACAAUAGCUUUCGUCUUCAGUCAGUUCAGAUGUGGAGGGGAGGUGAGAUACAUGGGCAGACCGGAGCAGGAUUAUUUCGGAGUUCCUUUAACUCCAAACCUUUCCAGGAUCCGUCCUAUGGCACGGUUGAGAGAGGAAGCGGAGACAAUCCUAGAUUCAAGGCAUGAAGGAAGAAAAUACACGUUCCUAGCUCCGGACUCCUGUAGUGAGGAAGAGAACCUGCCAGGACGGAAUCCGCUCCAGGAGCGGAGCAACAUACAAGAGGAAGGAAACCAGUUCACCCGGAUCUCCAAGGACCUAUAUAGAGACUUAAAGAGACCUCAGCAGUUCCAGAGACUGGAGCAGAGUAGGCAGAAUACGUCCAAGCUGAAUUCAUUGGCCAGAGUGAGUCAGCUGAACCUAACCAGGUUCAGCCAGUACUGCUCCUACUCUAUGUUUAACAAUGAGUCUACGGAGAGCCUGGAGAGUGGGACGGGGAGUCCGUGUAGUGUCAGACUUAGUAUCAGUUCGACAAGACUUAAUCAGGAUAAGGACGGAUGUCUGCUACCCAGAGAUCAGCUCUCAGUUCCAAACUUUGCUAGUUUGCAGGCCCAGGCUCAGCAGGAGGAGGAGCUGGAAGAACUUGAGAACUCAGCUUGUUUCAUACCAGCAGAAGAGAUCAAACUUGAACGCGGAGCGACCAGGAGUGACAGUGAGUUCACGUUUCAGAGUUAUGAUUGUAGCUCCAGGUCCUCAACCUUACCGUCAUCCAGGAACCUUGACUCAGUCAGGCUUAUAGACCUGGAGGAAACAGGAGAUGAGGACAGUUCUGUCUCCGGGUAUGACAGUUUAGAGGCAGUUAAUCUCUCUUUCUCCAACCCUCACUACAUGCGACCUGAUCUUACCUCACUUCAAAACAAUAAGGAGGACGACAUACAUUCCAGGUUUGCCGAGGCAUUAAAAUCUCCGACAACUGGAGAUUCUCCCUCCUGUCAGGUGGAGCUCCGAACCCGUCCUAAGAGUGAUUUUGUUGAGCGUCCGGAGAAUCCAUCCUUCCGAACCCGUCCUCUUUCCCAUCUAGAGCAAUCCGUCCGGGACAAGGUUGGGUUGAAAACCGUUGAGAACAGGGUUUCUCCGGUAGCUGAUCAGAGUUGGGAGCAGAGUGAGCUCCAACUUCACAUGUAUAUUGUCGGAGGACGGGAGGUCGGUCAGGUUACAGUGUUUAGACGUCCUCUCUCAAUCUGGAAACUGGAUUUAACAAAACUAUGAGAAGAUCCAUUAUCCUCUUAGACCCCCCCCCUCUCUCACCCCAACACCAAUUGUUAAAUUAACUCUUUUAAUGUUGUUUAUUUAUUGUUAAAUAUUUUCUUUGUGUCAUGAUGUAAAGAAUAUUCUAAGGGGGCCAACCUUUACCACAUUUGCUCAGUUCCGUUUCCUGUUUCCAAACCGGAAUAAUUCAAUCUUUCUCUAAACUUAGUGGUUUUAUAACUCAAUAGACUGCCAAACUCUAAAGAAACAAAACGGAAUGUCCCUGACGAAAUCAUGCCAAGAAAU
Molecule: messenger RNA, 2083 nt
Organism: Eurytemora carolleeae
Lineage: Eukaryota; Metazoa; Arthropoda; Copepoda; Calanoida; Temoridae
Exons: 10
Coding region: 122-1798 (558 amino acids)
Cellular component (GO): Golgi apparatus
Molecular function (GO): protein binding
Source: RefSeq, a predicted model, not a curated record